Molecule: messenger RNA, 247 nt
Organism: Dentiscutata heterogama
Lineage: Eukaryota; Fungi; Glomeromycota; Glomeromycetes; Diversisporales; Gigasporaceae
Source: the annotation of a GenBank genome assembly
CCAUGAUUGAUCCAGCGCUCACUAAUGAUGCCGGCUGGGCAAUUGGUAAUUCCCUUCUUGGGUUAGCUUUAUCCUUGGCAUGUAUAGCUGCGCUUAUAACUAAAGCUCAAAGUCGAUACUUGGGUGGUGAACAAAUAAAAAAGUUAUUUAUGACCGUAUAUCGUGAUGUGAAACCUAGUUUAAUCGCACUAUCAAUCGUUUCUUCUUGGACAUGGACUGCUACUUUACUUCAAUCAUCCACUGUUGC